GAUGCAUUCAAUAUAUCACAUUCUGCAAAGGGAGAGGAUGAGUACUUAGAGGUCUCUGACAGAGCUUCUGAAGUAAGUUCAUCUUUAACCAGAUUUUCACCUCUAAGUCCCCAGAAAGAUGCUUUAUAUUCUAAUAUCUCUGUUCAACAGUAUACUGAGGUGGACUGCCAGAAACGUGAUUCUCAAAGUUUGUCAGAAACAUCAUCUGAAGCUAGCACACCAGUUAAAAAGGACACUACUGAAGGUUUUUACUCACAAAUGAUUAGUGGCUAUGCAGCAGAGGCAGAUCCAGUUGUAAGGAAUUUAUGGGAUGUAUCACCUCUUGUUCCUGCUGAUGCUAUCAGGUCUUCAGAUGAAAAAGAUGUCACUGACGAUCUUGAAUCUUCAUGUUCCUAUGACAUGGAUGACUGCACAUUACCAUGCAGAGUUGAAUGUAAAAAGACCUCUUGCACAUCUGAUACAGUAAAAGAAACCAUCACUGUACAUGAGGAUAUUACACAGGGAGAAAGUGCAGGAGCAGCAUAUUCACCAUCUAAGGAUCUUACAUCAUUUUUACCCCAUCAACAGGAAGAAUCAACAGCAAAUGGCCCGACUGAGAUUAACAAUGUGCCAGAAUUAUUCCAACACUCACAAUAUGUUGACAAACAGAUGUACUCUUCUGAUUUAAGAGAUGAAAAGUUAUCUCCAGAUUCAGAUACAGAAUCUUCACCAUACUUUGAGGAAGAUACAGAAAAACCUGACAGACCUUCUACACUCAUGUCUCCAGAACACACAUUUCAUCCUUAUUUUUCUGAUGCACGGAGAGCUAGAGGAUCUGAAGAUCAUGGAGAUGCUUCCCAUGAAGUUGAAACAUGUAUGGGUACAUCAACUGAGUAUGAACACAAAUUAUCUUCAUCAGAAUAUAUGCAUAGGAAGGGGGAACUUUCUCCAUCUUUCAUCAAUCCUAGCCCUCUUGACCUUUCGGAUGACAGUGAUGUUUCACAAGAUCAGGGUCACCCUUCAGUUAAGGGAAGGACCCAUCAUGUAAAGAAACGUUUAGUUGAGGGUGGUACAGCUGAUGAAACACCUCCAACAUCUGUCAGUGAUUCAGGAUCAUCUCAGUCAGACUCAGAUGUUCCACCUGAAACAGAAGAAUGUCCAUCUAUAACAGCUGAUGCUGCAAUGGACUCUGAUGAAGACGCAGACUUUCUACCUGUAGAUAAAGCAAUGGGAAACUCUCAUCACAGUAAUCCAAGACAAGGCCAUGAUCCACAUCCAGCACCAAUGAUGGAUCCCUGCCCUCAUCCUCCUCAUCCAGAUGUCUGCAUGGUAGAUCCUGAAAUGCUAGUUAAUGAGUUAAAUCCUGUAAAAGGAGACAAGGUACUUAAAAAGGAUCUAAAAGACAAAACUAAGGGUGUGAGGAAACCUUUAAGUAAACCAAAAUCAACCUCUCCAGCUAGGAAACUAGAGCCUAAGGGAAAACGUUCUCCAACACUAUCGAAACAGACAUCACGGGAGACUACAGACAAAUCUCUAAAAAAUGCAACGGUGAAGAAGGAAACAACAGAAAAAUCUCUGAAGACAAGAAGUACAUUGCAAAUGCAUUCUUCAAGAGAAGAGAAAGAAGAUAUAUCUAAAAGCAGUAAUUUAGGCAAACUGGUAAACGGUGUCAGAUCAACAGGAACAAGCAGCUCUAAAACCAGCUCUACUAUUCCUCCUGGUCCACCAGUGUAUGUGGAUUUGGCAUACAUCCCUAAUCACUGCAAUGGCAAAAAUACUGAUCUGGAGUUCUUUAAGAGAGUUCGAGCGGCGUAUUAUGUUGUGAGCGGAAAUGAUGCAGCGAACGGGGAACCUAGCCGAGCUGUACUGGACGCACUCUUGGAAGGGAAGUCCCAGUGGGGAGAAAACUUGCAAGUGACGUUAAUCCCAACGCAUGACACAGAGGUGACCCGUGAAUGGUACCAACAGACCCAUGAGAAACAGCAAGAACUGAAUAUAAUGGUCUUAGCUAGCAGCAGUACUGUAGUGAUGCAAGACGAAUCCUUCCCAGCAUGCAAAAUCGAGUUUUAAGCAGCAUGGCAGUCACUAACAUGUCCAUGCGUACUUUGUGUUUCGGUACUGUAUGUGUCCAGUCUCAGCCCAGUUCUCUUCUAAAUUUGGUUUGCACUUGUAAUGUCAGCCUUGCCAAACCUUGCCAGAGUUAUACUGGCCAGUUGUUGGGGAAGGUGAAUUAAGCAGAACCUGAAUUGUUACAUGAAUUGCAGGAUACAUGAAACCUUUAGAUUUUAUUUAGGGACACUUUAGGACAAUUUGACACUUUUACAACGAAUCAUUACUUGUUCUGUAUGAUUCCCAUACAAUGCACACUACUAGCACCAUGACGAGAAUACAUAGAAGAAUGGAGUGUUACAGGCUGUGAAUGUUCAAGAGGACUGGGUUAGGGCUAGACAUUUACCAGCAGUAAGAUGCCCCCUCGAAUUAAUCAUAAAGUAAUGUUUUAGAGUGUUUAAGACUAGACCAACGUGCAGUUUGUGGGCCCUGUAAAUAGAUAGCUUCUAUAUGUUACAUUAAUCUGCACAUUGAAAAUUGUAGAACACAACACAAUGCUAAGGUACGAGCAGCUUAAUGGCAAAUGUGAAAUACUAACACAACGCAUUUCAUGUUCUGCAAGAAACCAAAGUAUUUAAGGCUACAAGAAAUAAACGCUAGCGCGUCUGCACAGGAGGCACCAUUUAUGUGGAGCUUUGAUUUCAUUUUAGAAUCACUACUGCAGGACCAAAGUUGGAAGUGGGAAUUUAGGAAAACAUGGCACCUGUCUUCCAGAAACAGCACCACCAUUGUCCAUAGGUUAUGUCUAUUGCAGCCUUAUUUACUCUGAAUAGAACUGAGCCGCAAUAUCAAACUCAGUCCAACAACAGGAGUGACACCAUUUCUGGAAAAAGCAGACAUGUUUUUAUAAUCUCUUACAGCCCCCUUGUAAGAUGUAGACAGCAUUAUCCUAAUAUUGCAUUUACACAGAGAUCUUAUCUGCAUUGCUUGGAAUACAUCAAUCCAUAUAUCUCUUACAACCACCAUUAUUGCUACUAUUGUAGCAUAUAAACAGUGAUGGCAGUGGGGACCCCAAUAUAAGGAAUACCAGAUUUUAGUUUGCUAUGAUAGAAAUGAUUUGCCUGUGGCAGCUUUUUGUAGAUUCAUUUUGGGAAUUGAUCUGACUGGGGCCAAUGGCAUCCUAUAACCCAAGAUCAAUUUCAUCUAACAAUGGCUCCAUCUCUGUGCUCCCAAUCCUGCACUAGUUGAGCAAUCAGAGCAGUGAAGCAAAGCCUCUGCAGAAUAGGGUGGUCGGAUGGUUGGCAUGAACAGACCUAGUAACAUCGUUUUCUUUACUCUGCAAAUUAUAUGCCAAAAUGUUCCCAACACAGAUUUGAUGGUGUUUGAGUGGUUGUAAAAUAUGAAAACCAACAUUUUUUUAUUUCUCUUAUGUCAAACUCUGUAUUAUUUAACACCUGAGUAACAGAUAUUACUAUCUUUCUAUUUAUCUAUCUACAUACCUACCUAUUUCUAUAUUAUAUAAAUACUCUAGAAUUGAAAAUACUGUAGGUUUGAUACUUUGGAACAAUUGGACUGAGAAUUCUCCCAGUAUAUACACCAAUUGUUAUUUUUGCACAGUUUUUAUGACAAGCUUCCAGAAUGUAAAGGAUUAAGCUGUUUACUGGUAGCCUCACUAGGUGGUUGCUUGCCAACCCAAUCUUCUAACAUAAAAGCCUCUAUCUCCUUUUCAUUGUACAUAGCUGAAUGUUAGCCUUUUGCCAUUGAAUGUUCUCUGUUUGGCAAUUGGAACAAAUUCCUGGCAAUGUCAAUAUGGCAGCCCAGCAUUCGAUCAAUUAAAUUGCCAACGAGCACCAUUCAGGUCAGUGUGCGUCUCCCCUGCUCAUGUAAGCUGUAUGGACUAUAGAUUCAUAGAAACACGAUCAGAUCUCAUAUCUAGCCAACUGUGGAAGCUGCUACACGAACGUCACAAGACUUGUAUUUGUCUUUUGUUUACAGGUUAGUUUUUGUUCGCUGCUGUAGGGAGCAAUUUGCCUUACAAGAAAACACUUUCAGAUUGCUGAAUAGAACCAUUACAUAUCAAUGGUGAAUUUUUCUGUCUAAUUUAUAUAUUUAUUUUUUAUGAUCGCCGCUUAGCUAGUGCUAUUAAUUUAUGGGUGUAACCUUAAAGAUUAUGUUUGUAUUUUAUUCUGCAGAUAUUUAGUUGCGAUUUACGUACAAUGUGUUGAUUCAACCAGUGGUGUCCAAGGAGAGCUAGUGGCUUGAUGUUAGGCAUACUGCGCUGUAGACUGGUAGAAGCUUUAUUCAUAGGGAAAUGUUGUAGAAAUAACAUAGUUGUUACAUAAUUGCUUUCUGAACAAAAUGAUGUAGGAAUAGAAAAAGAUAAAUGAUUUAUUCCAGAUUUUGCACUAGUGUCCACAGUUAGAUUAAAACCCUUGCAGUUUUGCACAUAUAAAAUAGCGUUCUAUGAUGAUUACCCUGGAGUUUAAAUGUAUUAACCUCAAUUUCACCGUGACACCCAGGCCAUCUUGUAGAAAAAGCAAAAUGUUAUUUUCUAGAAUAAAAGAUUUCACUCUUGAAUAUUCUUAAAAGCAAAUAUGAAUAUAAGGGUGGGUGUUCAAGUAUAAAAUCUAGUGCACCCAAAUAUACUUAGUGAUGUUGCUUAUGCCAGCCAUAAAUAGAAGCAGGCCCACUGAUUGUCUGAAAGCCACUGGUCGGGCGUCUCCAACCCCUGGCAAUGUUAUAUUACAUGGCAGCCUUUCAAAUGGGCUGAACCCAUAGAUUGCGGUAACCAUGGAGGACUCCCCUGUAUGAAGUCUAAAUGCCCCAAUAAGGCUUAUGACUGUAUGGUUUCAUCAAGGUUAUAAAUGAAGAUCAGGCCUCUGUUUUUUAUGGACAACACCACUUCUCUACUGCACCCUGUUGGGUCUGUUUCUUUUAUAUUACACUCGUGUGCUUUUAUCGCUAACAAGUAUUUGGUGUUGAGUGGUUGUGGUGUCACAAUAAAGGUUGGUUAUUAUACUAGUCAUGUGCUUCAGUUACACAGCGCAAUGACCGUAAUGGGAAUGUUGUGUGAUGGAAUGGACGUUAGUUAUCAGCUGCCAUUAGCCUAUGUGAUGGGUAAUCUGUAUAUGUGUCUAGACCCAAAAAGCCAAAAGUCCAGCAUGUUUUUCAGACCCAAAGCAAUGUUGUCAGGAAUGAGAUGAUUUAGAACAUACUUAGAAUGUAUGGAGGAUUUGUUUGCUAUGCUGAAGAGCUGUCUACUUCUGGAAUCUGUUUGUAUGUGAACGUCCAUUCCUUAUUUUACAAUCCUUCUUUUAUCUGGCCCUGUCUGUAUUUGUGUUGUAUCUGCACAUCUUUUGCUACACUGCAUCAUUGCACAGGACUGGCAUGCAUUAUUUAUUUGGAUGAAGCAGCAUUAUAAAGGAUGCAUGCACUAUUGUAUUCCCAUGCCUGUUCAAAUAAACCUGUGUAUAUGUUCCAUUCUUUUUUUUUUUUUUGUAUGUUUGUAUGUGGAUGUUUAACCUUACAAGCCCCAUCUACUUGCUGCAAUGCUUGUGGCUCUAAGCCAGCUACAUAGGUGCCUGGAUGCCUAGCGCACUCAUUUGAUGACCCAAAAGGAACACGCUAAAGCACAGCCAUUUCCUUCGCUCACAUGCAUACGAGUGUCUAGGCAGAAUAGAAAUGCACUAAAAAUAUGAGAUAUGAAUGUUACAAUUACCCUUUAUAACUUGAACUCUACCAUGAAAAUACAAAAAACAGGAUGACUGUGUUCACUUAGAAACCUGCCUUGCACAUGACAAUACUGAAUGAAAAACUUAACACACACAAAAUUAUGUUUUAAGGAAGAAUGUAACCAUAAUUAUCUUAGAUCUUUUCAUCCUCAUGUGUGCGCGUCAAACUGUUGACUUUUUGGUUUCCCUUUAAGAAGCUUUUCAACAUAGUAAAAUGACAACAGUUUACCAAACCUAGCUCCUCUUUGCUGCUUUUUUAUGCAUUUUGGUAGUUUUGUAGCAUAAAAGCAGAAUGCCAAGCCUAGGCCCUCCAGGUCUACACAAAAGGAAGACACCCAAGACAUCCAAGGACAAGUCAACGCUCAAUGCCGCUGCCGUCCACUACAUCAGAGACAAUGAUGGCUAUCAGAGAGCAGAUCCUGUAACCUUGAUGGGCUGUAUUCACCAACAUGUAUCACAACGAAUACAGAUUACCUGUAAAUCCAUUACUAUUAUUAGAACAUAACAUAUAGGUGAUAUAUAAAAAUAGAAACACGUAAAAUCAGCUGUUGCUUGUUUCUGCAUGUGGACUACAGGGAGUUCUACUCCUGUAUGUAAUAGAUAAAACUAAAAAUAACUAUUUUACAACUAUAUAAAAAGUGAACAUGUCUUAAUUGUAUUGAAAAUUGCAACCUGUAUUCCUAAUAGCUUCUUUCUACGUUGUAUGGUGUAUAAAUAAACCCUUGACUUUUCAUUCUUUCCCCUUUAUGUUCUAUAGCGUUACUUAUAAACUUGUUUCCCAGAAAGGUUUUGUUCUGUUCAUUAAUUUCCCCUAUCUGUGUGCAAUAUUCUGUCCUUCUGAACUUCUGUACAUGGAAACGCCUGAAACUCUAACAAUAAAAUUACAUCAGUAAACCAUA
Messenger RNA from Bufo gargarizans (Asiatic toad), 6658 nucleotides. RefSeq names its product microtubule-associated protein 1A-like. Gene Ontology annotation, biological process: regulation of microtubule depolymerization; microtubule cytoskeleton organization; dendrite development. The annotation marks the transcript as partial. Gene Ontology annotation, cellular component: synapse; microtubule associated complex; microtubule. Gene Ontology annotation, molecular function: microtubule binding; actin binding. Lineage: Eukaryota; Metazoa; Chordata; Amphibia; Anura; Bufonidae. The record is from RefSeq and is a predicted model, not a curated record. The transcript has 3 exons.